Spodoptera littoralis (African cotton leafworm) is the source of this 828-nucleotide messenger RNA. Lineage: Eukaryota; Metazoa; Arthropoda; Insecta; Lepidoptera; Noctuidae. The record is from the annotation of a GenBank genome assembly.
AUGUACAACACUUUAUUAUCAUUGGUGCUGGUGUGCUCAGUGCAGAGCUUACAGCUGGACAACCAGGCGUCCACGAGGAGGCCAAGGGUCACCAAGUACAGCAAAACUACCAUUGCGCCUGGAGGAUCAACGGAAGCAGUAACAGAGAGGAGCCUCAACACGGCGACGUAUCGCCUGCUCGGUAGAGACGGGGAGACGUGCAUCUUACUGAUGGUGGACGCGCUCUUAGACAUAUCAUACGUCACCAAACUUAACGAGAGAACCGAUGCGAACACGUUCGUACCGAACAACGCCAACGUGGCUGGAGCGUGUAAGGAGAGCGAUGCUGAAACACUCCUGCUGACCUUCAAGGACUUCGCUCUGGAAUUUUCAUUUUCUAAAACACCUGGUGGAGAACGUUGGUACGCAGACAGUCUCCGUCUGACUUACAACUCGAGCGCUCGGAUCCUCGAGCAUGCAGCCAACCAGGGUCGGAAGGUUACGCUCAGCACAGACUCCAGGGAGCUCCUGUUUCCCACACCAGUUGGCAAGUCCUACUCAUGUCCUGAAGAAACGAUUAUUGAGUUGGCGGAGGAAGAUGCUAAUCCCGCCACAGCACACCGCGCCAAACUGUACCUUCGCGAGAUGAGGCUGCAGGCUUUCAUGUACAAGCGAGGCGGGGAGUUCGGGCCGGCGUGGGCAUGCGCUCGGGCAGCGCGCGCCCGCGCCGAGUCAGCGCCCGUCGCCGUCGGCGCCGCGCUCGCGCUCGCCACCGCCGCCACACUCUGCGCGUACGCCGCCUGGCGCUACCUCAAGGUCAAGAAGGUACAGUAUGACACUAUGGAGUAA